Messenger RNA from Girardinichthys multiradiatus, 3557 nucleotides. RefSeq names its product protein GPR108. The record is from RefSeq and is a predicted model, not a curated record. The coding region runs from base 481 to 2151 and encodes 556 amino acids. Gene Ontology annotation, cellular component: membrane; Golgi apparatus. Lineage: Eukaryota; Metazoa; Chordata; Actinopteri; Cyprinodontiformes; Goodeidae. Gene Ontology annotation, biological process: transport. The transcript is spliced from 18 exons.
ACAAAUAUGGGUUUAAAAAUACCCUUUUUUUUUUUUGACAGGAAUGCUUGACACGAUUAAGAACGUCUCGGUUGAGGAGUCUGUAUAAUGUAUUCCCCCCCCCUCAGAAGCCUGCAGUGCAUAUCUAAACCUGCUGUUGGAAAAAUAAUCUUGCUGUUCUGCAGCUUUUCACAGCUGCGUCCGAACCUUCCGUCCGCAUCUGAUACCAGGAAGUGGGAGGUUGCCACCGUCUACUUACAAGCUAGCUGUUAGUUUGCGCGAUGCAAGAACUUAUACAUUGGAAAACAUAGAACGCGGAAUUGUGUCUCAACAACUAAACGAACGUUUGUGUGCCUAAACGGUGUUUUUUUUUUUUUUUUUUUGGGAGAUACAUUUCAUUGUGAAUUGAGGUUGGAGACCGUAAAAACUGCUAGUAAGCUUGUUGUUUGGCCAUCUGGCAGAAUUGUCGACAGCUAACAGUUAACGUUAGCAGGUGUUGUGAUGGCUGUGCCGCAUUUAAACUGCUGCGUGGCAGUAAUUUUACUGUUAGCACUGCUGUCGGGGUGUAACGCAAGGAUUCACAAGCUCAGCUUGAAGAAUGAGACGAGGUUUGCUGUUGAUCUCAACAAUUUUGGUUUCUUUGCAAACGGAACUCUAAAUGUGACCCUGUCUUCCUUGUGGCUCAAUGAACAACAUAUAAACUACACCAAUUCAGUUGGUUUUAGCCUGUCCAGGUCACGAGUUAACGGGGUGUUAUCUUACACAGCAGAGGAGACUGAAGCAUGCCCGUUCACAACGGAGCCGACAAACGAUGAGCCUCUCAUUCUUUUUCUCAUUGACAUCCGAAAUCUAAGAGUCAAUGUGCAAGCCAAGGGCAUCCAAGACAACAUUCUGAUAGCCAAAGAAAAAAAGGUUAAAGAGAUUCCUGCUGCCAGACCGCAGGAAUCAGCAGACACUUUGACUGCAAAGAGAGUCCAGAUGAAACCGUCAGGAGAUGGUGGCAAGGACAAACCAGGAGGUCCUAAGGCAGAAGAAAAGCCUAACCCUGUUGGGGAUGCUACAAAAGUGGAGGAAACUACAUUCCUGCUGAACACGACAACCCAGCCAAUUCUAGCACUGGACAAAGUUAAUGGCUUCUACAAGUUCAAUUUCCUCAUGGUGGUUGGCCCAAAGGCAGAAGGUCUGUACAGCCUGAAGUUCCACUACUGUCAGAACAGGAUACCUGGGACUAAGCUGCAUUACUCUUUGACAGUAGAGGUGAUAGAGAAGAACCCAGGGAGCUACCUGUCUGCAGCAGAAAUCCCAUUGUCUCAACUUUACAUAUGUAUGGCUGGAGUCUUCUUCACUGCUGCCAUGGUCUGGGUGUACACUCUCAUGAAGCACAGGUACAGUGUGUUUAAGAUCCACUGGCUGAUGGCUGCACUGGCAUUCACCAAGUCCACGUCUUUAGUUUUCCAUAGUAUCAACUAUCACUUUAUCAACACCGAGGGGCAUCCUAUUGAAGGCUGGGCCGUCAUGUAUUAUAUCACACACCUGCUGAAGGGGGCUCUCCUGUUCAUUACGCUGGCACUGAUUGGCACGGGCUGGGCUUUUGUCAAAUACAUCCUCUCUGACAAAGAGAAGAAGAUCUUCAUUAUAGUCAUUCCUCUGCAGGUCCUUGCUAAUGUUGCCUACAUCAUCAUAGAGUCUACAGAGGAAGGCUCCAGUGAGUACUACCUGUGGAAGGAGAUCCUCUUUCUGGUCGACCUCAUCUGCUGCGGAGCCAUCCUGUUCCCCGUCGUCUGGUCGAUCCGUCACUUACAGGAGGCUUCAAGCACAGACGGGAAAGCUGCCAUGAAUCUGGAGAAGCUCAAGCUAUUCAGGCAUUUUUACAUCAUGAUUGUGUGUUAUAUCUACUUCACGAGGAUCAUAGCCAUUUUGCUGAAGAUCACGAUGCCCUUCCAGUGGCAGUGGUGCUAUGAGUUCAUGGUGGAGGUGUCAACUUUGAUCUUCUUUGUGCUGACGGGCUACAAGUUUCGACCAGCAUCCAAUAACCCCUACCUCCAGCUUCCCCAGGACGAAGAGGACGUGGAGAUGGAUGAAGUAGUGACAGAGUCCGGUGCACUGGAGGGUAUCUCCAAAGUAAAGAAGACGUCUAACGGACGCGAUCGCCAGAAAGAGCCCGCUCUGUGAGCAGAAAGCCACAUCAUUCAGAGGGACCAAGCGAGCAUCCUCGGGCCAGCUGUGUGCGAAGGGGCUCAUAUAUGGACCAAGGAUCCCCACUUCCACUGAUAGCUCUCUGUUUAAAACUCUUCAAAGUGGUUGCAAAGCUCAUGCCCACUGUCUGGCUAUGCAAAAAAAAUACAAAAUUUUAAAAAUCAUAAUUAUAACAUCUAUGGCUAACAUGAUGGACAUUCUCCAUUUUCUUUGGGACAUUCCAUCCAGAACCCGAAAAGUUUCAGAAGGCUUUUUUCCCCUCAUGGACGGGUGGAUAUAUGGAACAGAGCUCAGAAAUUCCUAUUUUCGUUCUUCUCUGUUUCUCUCCAAAGAUAAUUAUUGUUAUUUUAGACAGAGACUUGUUUUUGGGUGUGUUUAUGUCAGCUAUUUAAAACGGUACUUCUACAGGCCACUUACUUGUAUCUUUGUGUAAAAUGGGGAUAUGUAUGACUGAAAAAACACAAAUUAGAAUAUUUUAGAUUUUCUUCCCUUAUAUAAUAGCCUAUUCUCAGGUAAAGAAGAAAAUGGCUCAUUGGUUUGUGUAUAAUAUAGCAAUCAGCGGUUUCUGUGCCACCAGUCACAGCACCAUACACCUUUUUUCUCAUUGACUUGAUUCAUAUAUUGAAAUAUUUAACAGAAGGAUGCUAUUUAUUUCAAUAUGUUGCUGUUUUUGCAUAUUGAAAUGUUUUACAGUAUCAUUGUCUGUGUUGGAGGAUCAGGCCUUCCUCCCGGUGUGUCAUUUUGAAGUGCUGCUGUAAUUUAGUGCUUUAGUGGUUGAAAACAACCUGCUUAUUCCCCAUAUUGACUUGAUAACCUGUACUGGUAUGUUCAGAUCAGGCUCUAAGAGAACUGGAGCUAGGGCCGUAAUGUCCUUCGUUAUUUUUGGUGAGUCCAUCUGAGCAGAGAAGAGCCGGAACAGACUUUUGAAUUUACCUGCUUUUGGUUUUUAACCUUUUUGCUCUUGAUGUGAAGCUUAUAUGAUUAAUUACAGUUGACUUCAGUGGCUUGUCCAGCCAGACAGGGUGAUGAUCAUUAAUUAAAGAUUUUUGUAAAUAUGACUGUUCAUACAAGAAGAGGUUGCUGAUUUACAAACUGCAUAGUGUUUCAGGAUGUUAUAACAGUUCGGUUUCAGUGAGAUUUUAAUCUUAAUCCUUUAAGUGGACCCACAGGUGAGAAAACAAGAAAGUGCUACUAAGAUUGGACCACAGUCACUCCUGUCCAGAGAGGACAGAUCUGCACAGUGUUUACACACAGGUAACCCGUCUCCGUGUGCCGGGAGUCAACAGGUAACACUCAGUAUACAUUUACUUGAGUUGGCUACAGGAAAUGGUUUUUUUUGGAUGUAUGUAUGGACUGUCACAAUAAAGUUGGAGUUUUUGAAA